Oncorhynchus nerka (sockeye salmon) is the source of this 1110-nucleotide messenger RNA. Its product is annotated as transmembrane emp24 domain-containing protein 10-like. Bases 60 to 683 code for a protein of 207 amino acids. Gene Ontology annotation, cellular component: endoplasmic reticulum; endoplasmic reticulum-Golgi intermediate compartment; COPII-coated ER to Golgi transport vesicle. The record is from RefSeq and is a predicted model, not a curated record. The transcript is spliced from 5 exons. Gene Ontology annotation, biological process: intracellular protein transport; endoplasmic reticulum to Golgi vesicle-mediated transport; Golgi organization. NCBI's taxonomy places the organism in Eukaryota, Metazoa, Chordata, Actinopteri, Salmoniformes, Salmonidae.
AAUUUAGUAUCGAGCUAGCUUGGUGGUGACUGACUGUAGCGUACAGAGCCAGCUACAGCAUGUCUAGAUUUUGUAUAUUACUAAUACUUGUUUCUGUGAUUUUUGAUUCGACUUUUUCUAUUACAUUCUAUUUACCGGUGAAUCUUAGAAAAUGUUUGCGGGAAGAGAUCCACAAAGACGUGCUGGUUACAGGCGAAUACGAAGUUAGCGACCAACCAAAUGCGAAAACCAAUCUCAAGAUCACAGAUUCAUCAGGUCACACCUUGUACUCCAAGGAGGAUGCUUCAAAGGGAAAAUUUGCCUUUACAACAGAGGACUAUGAUAUGUUUGAGGUUUGCUUUGAAAGCAAAUCCCCCCUAGGUACUGGAAGGGUCCCAGACCAGCUAGUCAAUUUAGACAUGAAGCAUGGUGUGGAGGCAAAGAAUUACGAAGAGAUUGCAAAAGUUGAGAAGCUGAAGCCCCUAGAAGUUGAACUAAGGCGCCUCGAGGACUUAUCGGAGUCCAUUGUGAAUGAUUUUGCCUACAUGAAGAAGCGUGAAGAAGAAAUGAGGGACACAAAUGAAUCCACCAACACGCGUGUCCUGUACUUCAGUAUCUUCUCUAUGUGCUGUCUAAUUGGGCUGGCAACAUGGCAGGUCUUCUAUCUGCGGCGUUUCUUCAAGGCGAAGAAGCUGAUUGAGUAAACCCAUCAAUGAAACGAGGACCAUCAUGUUGAGGACUUUUGGGAAAUGGUGUUUGCUGUACAAUUUGUGAAACAACUGUUUUUUUUUGGAUGGGGGGUCUCCCUUUACAAUUUAAAUGUAAAAUUAUUUGUCUUCUUUCAGCUUCAGUUUUUUUUACCAGCCCCUCAUCUCUGGCACUAUUUGUUUUUAUUAGAAAUACAACCAAAUGUACUUUGAUACAUAUUGGUCUGAUAUUUUCUCAUUCAAUACUAUUGUUACUAUUUUUGUUGUAGUAAAUGACUAAUACUGUAUGAAAAUAAACAUUACAUGUUUAAUGAGUGCACAAAAACUCCCCUUCAAACAUUCAGAUAUUGUUAGGUGAAAAUAACAUUUCCCCAAUAUGUCAGGUACAUGGUUGUUUUUUUAUUAAAAAACGUUUUCACUUUGA